This is a messenger RNA of Bombyx mori (domestic silkworm), 6788 nucleotides long. RefSeq lists its product as uncharacterized. The record is from RefSeq and is a predicted model, not a curated record. The transcript is spliced from 10 exons. NCBI's taxonomy places the organism in Eukaryota, Metazoa, Arthropoda, Insecta, Lepidoptera, Bombycidae. The coding region runs from base 842 to 2239 and encodes 465 amino acids.
CGUGUAUUUGAAACAACGGAAUUAAUAUAAUUACUACAAAAGUAGUUUUUAAAUUAUGUCAACGACUAACGAAAACCGAUAUAAAUACAGUAAAACGAGUAGGUACAUUAUUUUAGAUUUGUUCUAAGUUUCAAAACUAGAAUUAAGAAUAGCUAAGUGAUAACUGAAUAUUUAAGCACUCCUGAUCAAUACAAUGUUUUUGUAAGUCAAUCUUGUAAUCUAAUAUGAGAGGGUAAUGUGGAUUAAAAAUUAAAAGUACAUAAAGCUGUGAAGCAGUAAUGCGUUUCGGUUUGAAGGAUGGGGCAGCCGUUGUAACUACACUUGAGACCUUACAACUUAUAUCUCAAGGUGGGUGGCGCAUUUACGUCGUAGAUGUGUAUGGGCUCCAGUAACCACUUGACAACAGAUGGGCUGUGAGCUCGUCCACCCAUAUAAGCAAUAAAAAAAACAUAAAUUGUAACAGAUGUUAUAUUAUACACACUAAAACCGUUUAAUUUUUUUGAAAUGAUUCAACAAUUUAAACUAAUUUUAAAUUAACUUUAAAUAUUUUGCAGUUUUAGUUGUAAAGGUAUACUUUAAACAAAUUUCGAAACAAGAAACGAUGAUAUUCAAACAAAUUUAUACGAAACCCGAAAAGAAUCAACAUUGAGUCGCGUCACGCAAAUGAAAACGCGACUUUAUUCUGAAUAAUUUUACCUGAAAAUUCGUAACUUGCAAAACGUUUGUAGGUUCGCCAGUCGCGAUCGAAUAGCCGUCCGGAUACUAACGUUUAUAAUACUUACUAACGUUUAAGGCAACAACACUUACGAUGUAAUUUUGACUAAGUGAAAUUAUUGUUUAAAUGUUUACCUUACGCUCGCAGCGUUUGCGUAGAAGGCUGAGUGCUCCUACGUCGGGGUCUCUACGGCGGAGAGCACGGGAACGCAAGAAAGCCGAACAGACGAGGAUCGAAGGAGAACAACUAGCGAGGGAGCGACGUGAGCAAAGAACCAGAGAAAAAUUAAAAAGUCAACUUAAAGCUCAAGCAGAGCUGGCUUCGUAUGCGCCAUGGGGUAAAGCGGGCGGAGGGGCACCCAAUCCGCGUGGUGUGCGCUUCAGUAACUUGCGAGCUAAGGGGAUUUUUCCCGAAGACGAACUAAGGGGAGUGUCAUUACAGGAGGCUUGUCAUCGUUGGACAACAUCGCAGCAACGCAGUAGGCGUCAGACUCCAAUACGUCUGCGCGAGGACCCGCAAAUUUUGUACGCAGAAAAUCUCCGCAAAAGCGUCGACAAUGAUAUCCGUUACAAACAAGCCCCGGCACAGCAAAUGGUUUACAAAAAGAUUCUAGAUGACAUGGUUGAUAAAAGGAAGAAAGCGGAAAAAGCCGAAAACAAACGCGAAUUGGAAUACGAAAAGAGAUUGCUUGCAAUGGACGGACCAUGGGGAAAACCAGGUCCUGGAGGCACGAUCUGGAGGAAUCCUCGAAAUAUUGGUUUGAACUUUUCAAAGUCCAUGGGAUGGACAAACAAUGAAAUUUUCACUAAACUGAAAGGGGAUCAUCGACAACUUAAGAGAUCUUCGCUAACUUUGCCCACUGUAAAGAGAGAUGAUGAUUACUAUAAAGACGAAGGGGACACUGAAGCUGCAAAGGGCGACGUUACAAAACUACCUAACAUCGGUGACAGCCCUAAGAGCGGACGUCAUCAACUUAAAUUUUUGAAUGAAAAUAUAAAGAAUUCAAAUGAUACAAUCACAAGAAGCAAACGUAGUUCAAAAAAGCUGAAAUUUAUUAAGAGGUUGUCUAACGGUGAGCGAUUGAAACGAAUAUUUCCGGGAGACGAUGAUUCGCACAAUGAGAGUCAUGAUGGCGAAAUAUCGAACGAUAAAAAGCUUACGCCCGAAGGAGCUAUACUGAGAUUGACAGGGGGCGUGGAGCUAGUGCCACUACUGGCGCGAAGGAGGCGGGUCGGAGCCCGUACUCUGCCGUCCAGUGACGUAACUCGUCCACCGGAACAACCAUGCCAAUGGCGUGAAUUACUGAAUGUUGAUUACUUGAGGGAACUCAAGCAUCAAAUGCGAGUGAAAUGUGAAAAAAAAGAGGAAAUUCGUCGCAACUCUGCUGAGAGUGUGAAGCAGCACCACGUGACUUGGGCAUCUCUAUGGGGUCGUCCGGGACACGGGGCACCGCAACAACGGGGCCGAUACGCUAGAAGCAACCUCGCUCAAAUAUUAUACGUUGCACCUUUAGCUCAAUCUUAGGUAUAAAAGAAAAAAUCACAGACACAUCAACAUUUUUAAUUUAAAAAAAUAUAUAUAUUUAUGCCGACAAAAUUUCCUACAUAAAUCUGUAUCUAGGGUAGUAAAACUAAUCAACAUAAUAAUAUGUGUAUUUGCUUGACAUUAAAGGUGCAUAGAACAGUAGUUCAGAACUCAUAUUGUCCGAUUAGGAGUCGUUUUAAAUAAAUUCAUUCAUUUUAUUACUACCAAAACAAACACAUCCACCGCCUUGCCUUUAUUUUGAUCACAUUCCAAGAACAAAAAAAAUGUAAUUUAAAUUUAAAUUGAAAAAAUAUCCACAAAACGACUCUCUGUGACGAUGAUCCGAAAGGCAAUAUCAUGUUACGUUAAUUAAUUCUAUGACUUUUAUUUCGAUUGUGCGUGCCUGUCCCCUUUGUUACAAGCGCUAUCUUACUCUUAAAUGGUUUUUCUUUAAUGGAACUUAAUUUUUUUAUAGUAACUGGUGUGAACUUUUACAAUUUGUCUUAAAAUAUUUAAAAAUAUAAGUAACAUGCUAAAUACUUAGUACGUUUUGUGAUAUGACAUUUUUUAUUGUUGUAAAACACAAAUUGCAAUAUAGAAACGCCUAGUUCAUAUUUGAAAGAGUACAAAAUGUUAUUCUUCAGUGCUCUUGGGAACAUGACAUUUAUAAGAACUGUAACAGUAUUAGUUUCGGAUUGUAUCGAUAGCAUCACAUAAUAUUGUGUCUUCAAUUUGGGUGGUGUCGUGUCGUUCAAUUAGAGUUGACAAUAAUCAAUGAAGUUAUAGGGUAGUUGGAUAGUAGUCUUUUCUUAUGUAAAUUCUAGCGUUCACCCGUGUAAAUUAUAUUAUAAUAUAAUAAUCCCUUGCGGUCUUAAGAAUAAACUUUAAAUCCAAUACGUGUGGACUCUGGACCUCAAAGACUUAAUAUUCCCCACGGGCUUGAGUACAUAUACAAUUAAUUGAGAUUUAGCCAAACCUCAUGUCUGAAAGUGUGGUCGCCACCCUACACUAUGUCUAUGAAUAACCAUAACCGCUUAAUACCAAGUUGGUUGAGAGCUCGUUCAACCAUUUGAGCAAUAAUAAAUAUACAUUAUAAUUUUUGUGUUCAGUGCUUAGAUGGGUAGACCAGUUCACGGCUCACUUGGUGUUAAGUGGUUACCGAACCCUGUAGACCUCUAUAAAGUAAAUGCCAUCACCCACCUCGAGAUAUCACUUUUAACGUUUUUAGAGUACAAUGGCCGCCCCACCCUUCAAACCGAAACACAUUACUGCUUCUCGGAAGGCAUAGGCAGGGUGGUGGUACCUACCCGUGUGCAGUCACCAGACGCCCUACUACCAGUAAAAUGUACAUGUAAAUGUGUCCAUAAAAAUAUCCCCCGAGAUUAUUUUUUUAUAGAUGUAAGGUACCUUAUGUUCUUUAGUGUGUCAUGAUGACAUGUACGCAUAAUUUUAGUAUGAUACCUUGAUAAGUUUAGACCUGAAAGCGUAAUAAACAAAUAAACACACUUUCGCAUUUUUUCAUAUUAAGAACGGAAGUACCUAUGGGUUUAUGUUAUUUGAUCAGUAGGGUCAAAAAAGAGAGAUUAUACGACAAUCUUUGAGAAUUAAUUAUAAAAACUAGAGGUCCCGCAGUAGUCGAAAUUCGACUAUAAUUAAUUGGAAUUCUAAGUUUGUACACUAUUAUGAUUGUAUUUUAUACUUCUAUAAUAACAAAUUUCACCAAGACUACACUAUAAAAAUAUUAACAAAGACAAACAAUAUUUAAUCUAUUCUCAAUUUGACAAUAGACGUCAAGAACAAAAGCUUGACAAUAAAAUGCGUGUGUGCGUCAAAUACAUGGUAUGUAGUGUGUAUAAUGUUUUCUUUAUUGAUUUAAUGUAUCUUUUAUGCAUUAUUUUAAAAAUAUAUUAGCAUUGUGCACUUCUUCUCUAUAUUUUCUAUAAGUGUGGAAAGUUUCAUACUCCUCCGUCCGCGCAAUUUUCGUAAAAAGGGAUACAAAGUUUUUGCUUCACGUAUUAAUAUUAUAAAAAUAUCUGCUCUAAUACCAAAAAUUAUUAUUAUUUAAUUAUUAUCGUUGUAUUCAACGCAAGUCACGAAUGUAACUCGACUUGUUCACUACCUUUUUAUCUCCGAAUAUAUAUUUGAUGUUUUGAUUGAUAUUACACAAUACAUUCCUGUGGUUAUUGAGUAACAAUGCAUAGCGAUGCGCUCGAGUUGAUUGUGAUCUGUGGUUAAUGGAAUCAAUGCAACAGGUGAAAGAUUUUCCAGCACGUACUCUCCACUCGGACAGUGACUCGACAAGAUCAUUUCUCUGCAUAGUAAUAAACUACUUAUGCAAUUGUGGAUGCACGCGUAUUGAUUGUGCUUCACGGACUUAAAAAAUAACAUAGCGCAUUGCGUGGUUACCGGUAGUAGCGUAUGUUGAACUUGAGUUGACUCAAUUCUCCUACCCAUACCGUAAAAUAGUUUCCUUGCAAUAAGGAAGACGUUACUGAAAUGCCUUUGCGACGGUAGAUCGUUAUUAUUAAGAUAUAAAAAUAUUAUAUGUUAUAAUUAAGCAUAGUCUCAUUGAAUUCGCAAAAAAUUGUCGACAAGUCAAUAAUGUAACUUUUGUCAAAGCACUUGUUGAUAUCUAGGUCAGUGUUCAUUGGCAUGAGCUCGUUCUGGUUUAAUUGGAAAAGGGUAAAUGAUGCAAUGUGACAUUAAGACGAUGCGCGAGCUACUUUUGGCCAUAAUUAUAUUUUAGCUUUUCCCCCCUCGAAUAAUGACACUAGAACUUUAUACCACAUGGUCUAUAAAUUAUUGCCUUGUCGUUUUUUUUUUUCACAGAAUAUUUAAUAAAGUUUGUUUUGUUUAUAAGUAAACUCAGUUUAUCGGUAUAGUCCACAUCAAAUUCUUGUACUUUUUAAUUUUCUAGUUAAUAAUAAUAAUAAAUUAAUUUAACUAAAUGUUGCAUUGUUUAUAAUAAGUUAUACAGUACAGGUGUGUAAAAAAUUUAUAAUUUUAACUCGGAAAUAUUUGAAAAUCUGCUAUGUAUGUAAAAGUCGAUGUGUAUUCCCUAUUGAUUUUGAAAUGCCUGGACCAAUUUCGAUGCAGAUCGAUUUUGACCUAACGGGUAAUCCCGUGAAGUUCAGUGGCGAUCGGAUUAAUGUCCAAUCAAAGGUUGGCCAUUAAAGGGGGCCGGCCGGAUUUGAUUAGUAAUAAUUAACGCACUAUGAUUUUGGUACACUUGGUUAAUCUAGCUCCAAUCCUAUUAUAUUCGAACAGGUACAUACGACAUACAUAUCAUAAAAAGUACAUAUUUAUAGAUUGUCGUUUUCAUGAAUAACUCUUACAAAAUUUUAUCCGAAUGUUGAAGGGUGUUACUAGCAUAGCAUGUACCAAUAAAGUUGACAAAUGUUUUUAUGUAGAUAAACGUUGGUAGAUAGUAUGUAACGAUGUAGGUAAAUAAACAUGUAAGAUGAAAUAAACAGCGUUCUUGAAUUUAAUCUUUAAUUAAUUAUUAUUAAUUAAAUUAAAAUGAAAUGAAAUUAAUUUCAAGGUGGGUGGCGCAUUUACGUUGUAGAUGUCUAUGGGAUCCAGUAACCACUUAACAUCAAGUGAGCUGUGAGCUCGUCCACCCAUCUAAGCAAUAAAAAAAAAACAUUGAAGAUAAUUCUUAACAGAGCUUCGCGGGUGUGCGGCCUACGCAGCCUGUGAAGGAAUUAUGUGGUUUCCCGAAAAAACUUCCAUGCCAGAAAUUAUUUAAGCUAAAGGAAAUAUGGUGAUCGGUUAGGAAUGAGGAAGAUGAUAUCCUUCUUUGAAAAGCUUAAUUACGUCGGGGUCACCAGUUUGGAAAGUUUAAUUAGGUCGGCGUCAUUAGUUUGGAAAGCUUAACCACGAAAGGAAGAUCUUCCACUGAACUUGUAUAAAUUCUAACUUAUUUUGAAAAUGUCAUGAGAUUCAUACAUUUGUUAAAUACCUUGUGUUCUGUGAUGGCUACCCGCCUCAGUCCUGACUUAAAAGUUAGAGCGUAUACAGAAUGAUGCGACCAUGCGAGGUUUCAAAUCCCAUAGACGAGUACCAAGGCUUUAAUAAGGAAAUAAACAACGAACGACAGUGAAAGAAUAACAUCGUCUAAUGAAAAUAAAAUCGUAAAAUUCACAAAAAAAAUCGAUGAUGUUGGUUCGUGUUGUAAGUUCGUCAUGUUUCAUCCUUCAUCCAUCAUCAUCACCCUUCAUGUUUCUGCCAUUGUAGGCAGCGGCUUGGCUCUGACAUUGACUGACAUUGUUCGUUCUUGGGCGACGGUCACCACUCACCACCAGAGGGGCCGUAGCUCCACUGCCUACAAGGGCAAUAAAAAAAACGAAACAACCAUCAGAUCCAGCUUAAAAGGUGGGAUAGCCAUUAUAAACUUGAUACUUCAUGUAACAAAGUGGAUGGCUGCAUUAAUGCUGUUAUAUUUAUGAGUAACAUAUCUCAGAUAGUUACUGAACACGAAACAAACAUGAGCUUAAGCAAUAGAGAGCAAUAAGAAAAAAUUAAAUAUAAAACUAGUUCUGUAAAUAAA